Molecule: messenger RNA, 1890 nt
Organism: Neoarius graeffei (lesser salmon catfish)
Lineage: Eukaryota; Metazoa; Chordata; Actinopteri; Siluriformes; Ariidae
Gene: hus1
Product: HUS1 checkpoint clamp component
Exons: 9
Coding region: 350-1054 (234 amino acids)
Biological process (GO): telomere maintenance; mitotic intra-S DNA damage checkpoint signaling; nucleotide-excision repair
Cellular component (GO): nucleolus; checkpoint clamp complex; site of double-strand break
Source: RefSeq, a predicted model, not a curated record
CCAUUGUUAAAGUGCUGAAUUGACAAUGAAGUUCCGAGCGAAGAUAAAUGAUGUUGGAUGCCUAAAUCAUUUCACACAAACAGACCAGUGACAAGUUGAAGUAAAAUCCAACAUCAAGUAGGCCACCAUGAGCCACCAGAACAGCUUUAAUGUGCCCUGGCAUUGAUUCUGUACAUCUCUGGAACUGUAGUGGAGGGAUGAACUGUUUCUUGCAUAUUACCUCCUUUGGCAUUUUGAUGAUGGUGUAGUGGUUAGUACUGUCGCCUCAUAGCAAGAAGGUCCUGCGUUUGAACCUCAUGGCUGACGAGGGCCUUUCUAUGUGGAGUUUGCAUGUUCUCCCCGUGUCUGUAUGGGCUUCCUUCCACUUCUAAAAAGACAUGCAGAUAAGGCUAAUUUUUUUGACGAGUAUCAACUGGAAGGUGUGUCAGAAGACGCUAAUGAAAUAUGUUUAGAAGUAAAUCCAGAGAACCUAUCCAGAGCUUUAAAAACUGCACAGAAUGCCAAGUCUGUCAAAAUAAAACUGACAAAGAAGCACUACCCAUGCCUCACUCUUGCUGCAGAACUGCCUUCCCUCUCAUCCAUUAGCCGCAUUGUCACCCAUGACAUCCCUGUGGACGUCAUUCCCAGAAGGCUUUGGCAUGACUUUAAAGAGCCCAGCAUGCCAGACUUUGAUGUUAGCAUAUAUUUACCUCCUCUGAAGACUAUGAAGAGCGUGGUAGACAGAAUGAAGAACCUCUCCAACUAUUUGGUAGUGGAGGCUAACCUAUGUGGUGAAAUGAAUCUAAAGAUUGAAACAGAUCUUGUGUCUGUGACAACACACUUCAAAGAUCUUGGCAAUCCUCCAUGGGGUGCCUCACAGUCUCAAAGUCAGAGCAGAGAUGUCGAGGCCAUGGCACAUGCACGGGUGGAUAUUAGGAAACUUCAGCAAUUCCUUACGGGCCAGCAGGUCAACCCAACCAAGUCCAUGUGCAAUAUUGUUGACAAGAAGAUUAUUCAUUUGAUUCUUCUUCAGGAAGAUGUGUCUCUUCAGUACUUCAUCCCAGCUGUGGUGUAAUGUGGAUUUUUUUUUUUAAUUCAAAUUAACUUUCCACAGUGAUAUAUUUGUUACUGAUAAAAGGCAGUAUCUAAUGCACAUAUCUGUUAAGUGUUUCUCUGCCAACAGUGUUUUGCGACUAGUACAGAGAACUCACGAUUGAUGUCCAGAUAAAUUUGAUUGUCAGCAUUUAUUACUUUCAUUAAAAUUUUACUCUGGAAUACAUCCUGUACAUUGCUCCACACUUAAGUUUAAAAUUGACUUUGUGUAACAUUUUGUAAAGUUGAGUUGUAAAUGCUUGUUUUGCAAUAAAAGUAAAAGAUUGAUAAGUCAGAUAAAAAAUUAAUCAUCAGUGAUGCUCAAAUUUCAAAAUUUUUUGACCAUACAGUUCUAUGGGCCGCUAUAGACACCCUAGCCGGAAAGAGGGGGAGGGGAGAUGAAUGAGAAAAGGUAGAAGCACAAUGGCUUUGCUGCUUGGCCUCCAAAUAUAGCUGCAAGCAGCAAUAAGGGGGCCAGGCAUACCAGCAGCAGAGCACAGUUGUCAUGGAAACAUCAUGUAAUUUUGUCAAGGGCAUGGCUGUAUUUACUCCCAGCAAGUUUCAUGUCAAUUAACCAAAGAUUGGCCAACAUACACUACCGUUCAAAAGUUUGGGGUCACCCAGACAAUUUUGUGUUUUCCAUGAAAAGUCACACUUUUAUUUCCCACCAUAAGUUGUAAAAUGAAUAGAAAAUAUAGUCAAGACAUUUUUCUGGCCAUUUUGAGCAUUUAAUCGACCCCACAAAUGUGAUGCUCCAGAAACUCAAUCUGCUCAAAGGAAGGUCAGUUUUAUAGCUUCUCUAAAGAGCUCAACUGUUUU